CUUGUCUGGGGUGUGAAAGUGCAUGCUAAUUCUAGGGUGACAUUUGAGGUGUGUGUGUGUGUGUGUUUGUGUGUGUAAAUAUGUAUUCUUGUGGACGUGCAGUUCUGCUGUUUGUAGCUCUUAUCCUUUGAUAUGUGGAUUAGGUCUGAGCAACUUAUUUGGGGGUUGAGGAAGUUUGUUAACUUUAGCUGACUAAUUUAGUUUCUGUUUGACUGUAAAUUGUUUAGUGCAGACACUGUUUCUCAUACCAUUGUGAAUUCUGUAAAUAUUUUAAAGCUUACUGUUUUUCUGUUUACAUGCGCCACGUUCACAAUAUUGGAAAGGUCAUUGCUUUUUUAAAAAAAAAUGUAUCAGCUUCAAGUGGUUACUAAAAUAUAAUUUAUAAUAUACUGUUUUAUAUGGCUGUCAUUUUUCAGAUUCAAGGAAACAGCUUGCUCAAUGGACAAACUUCAGGGAUGGACUGGGCUGAUUAUCACUCUGAUGCUGUACCUAACAGAUCCUGGCUUUGGCUAUGCCAUCGUAGAAGGCCCUCAAAAUGUAACAGCUGUUGUAGGUUCAGUGGCUCGAUUUAGCUGCACAGUAUCAGAUGGGUGGAAAAUUUUGAUAUGGCUUUUCAAUGGAAAUCCUAAGCUGUCUGUGUUGAGUUCUGGAGAAACUAUUGUAACAGAUGAGCGAUAUACUCAGAAUGGUUCUAAGACAAAUGGUAGCAUGUUUACUUCAGAGCUGAUGAUCCAUAAUGUUCAGCUGACAGAUUCUGGACAAAUCAAAUGUAGCCUCCAGAACAAUAAUAACAAUAGAUAUGCAUUUCUUUCUGUAUAUAGAUGUGAUAAUGAAGAUUGGCGAAUCCGAACUAUAAUUUUAGCUGUUGUGUUGUCAGUUGCUCUUUUACUCCUUCUGAUCCUUAUUAUUCUCCUUAUUAUAUGUUGCUGCAAAAGAAAGAAAGAGUCCAACUAUCAAAGUGAGCUAAGAAAGAUUUCAGGGAAGAAAAAAAAAGGUGGAAAUUUGGAAACUGUGAGUCCCAGUGGAAAGGAAAACUAUGGCUACAGUGCAGAGCAAAUGCCACAUCACACUUCCUUCCCAGUUGCAGAAAUUGUUUAUGAUACCAAGAAAGAUCUGAAUAUGAGCUCUUCAUCAGAGGUGUCAAACAACAAAUUUCAAGCAGAAGAAAUUCCUUCAAGAACUAAUGUUUAUCCAAUUAAUCCAGUCAAAAUCAGAAAUGUGACACUAAUAUAGGAAAGCAGUUACCAUAAAUAGCUAUAUCAUUUCUUAAAAUUUCUUCAUUUAUUUGAAAAUCAGAAUCAAUUUAAUAAUCUCUGAGGAAUUUUAAUGAAGAAGCUACUGUGUUUCCCCAUAAAACAGAAUGUCUUUCUCUUUAAAUAUUUAUUGUCUGUCUACUUUAAAAUUUAUUGUGAACUAGUGGAAGUUUCACUAUCACCUUUGACGUGAUCAUUCAAAAUAAGGUUUUGUUUAGUUAUCAUCUCUUUUUGUGAAAUUGUCAUAUUCUAAAUCAUAUGAUUCAUGAUGUUAAUUUUUAAAAUGCAAGCACUUAUGAUUUAAGAUAAACAAUAUGGUUUCCUAUUCAUAUAUUUCUGGGUGCAUACAUCAUACAGUGAUGACAUGACAACAGAAACUCCUGCAAGGAUAUGCACAAUUCAUAUUUAAAAUAAAUCCAACAUAGAUUUCCAUGAAAGCAGAUAUAAAAGCUUAAAUAAAAUGGAAUCCAUUGAGACAUGGCAUUGAAUAGAUUUAAUGCUAUUGAUCCUUCUUCAGUCAAAAAUGCACAUAUAGCAUGAUUUGUUUGCAAACAUUAUGUAAAAUAGCAUAUACUUGAAAUUUGCAUUAAAAAGUAUAAUGUAUGGUGACUUGCAUUUUAAAAAUUCUCUAGUUAGAUAAUUAAAAAAAGAGAUUAUAUCCCAAUAUUAAAUUAUAACACAUAUGCAGGAAAAUACACAUAACAAUAUAUUUCCAAUAUAUUUGGGAAAACUUGUGUUAAAUACAUACUGUAUGUUGGAAAGUUUUGUUACAAAUACAAGCAUGUAUUUUAUCAGGGGAUAUUGCAUAUAGAAGCUCCAUAUUAAGUAAAGUUUAAAUGACAAAUCAGAUGUAUUUAUUUUGUUAAACAAGCAUUAAAACUGUUAAUAUUUCUGAUAUUACUGUGCUAAGCAACUUAACUUCAUUGAGCUUUACUUACUACUGGCAUGUUAUCACUUUAAUUGCAUUUUUUAUUAUUUCAUUUACUUAUUAAACUAGCUGUGUUUUUCCUGUGUUAUACCCCUGUCAUUUAAGAACAUAGUUAGAAGUAGGAGUUAUUAAAAUUGAUUGGGCUUGUCUCUGUUAAUAAGUUGAAGUUCUCAAACCACUUUUUCCUUCUUCAACCAUUUUUUGAAAACCUUUGCAUAAAGUAAUCUGUGAUAUUACAAGUGCAUUUUACAUAAUUGAAUUGCCAAAUAAAAAGUACCUAAUUUUCAACUUUUUCUUUCUAAUUAAACUUCUAAAAUAGAAAGAACUGGGUCAUCUUAAAGAAUAACAAAUUUAUUCUGGCACUUUUGUGCAUUGGAAUCUUCUUCAUUAAAGCAGUAAAAUGUCUGUCACACUCAAUUCCUGAUGCCUUAGGAAUUGAUGACAAUAAUGUUUUCUUCAUAACUAUAUAGUAACGUUCUACAUUUAGGCAAGGAAAACAAAAUGCACAGGUACAGUAUAUGUGGUACCUUGCUCAAUAGUGGUC
Molecule: messenger RNA, 2725 nt
Organism: Thamnophis sirtalis
Lineage: Eukaryota; Metazoa; Chordata; Lepidosauria; Squamata; Natricidae
Source: RefSeq, a predicted model, not a curated record